This is a messenger RNA of Diutina rugosa, 2532 nucleotides long. RefSeq names its product Esc4p (gene ESC4). Gene Ontology annotation, cellular component: nucleus; Cul8-RING ubiquitin ligase complex. Lineage: Eukaryota; Fungi; Ascomycota; Pichiomycetes; Serinales; Debaryomycetaceae. Bases 1 to 2532 code for a protein of 843 amino acids. The transcript has a single exon. Gene Ontology annotation, biological process: double-strand break repair; DNA double-strand break attachment to nuclear envelope. The record is from RefSeq and is a predicted model, not a curated record.
AUGUUCGCUAACCGCAAGUUUGUGGUGAUUUCUCCCCACCCCACGCUGCCAGCGGUUUCCAAAGACGACGUCACCAAUCAUGGCGCCGCCAGUUUCACCCUGGUGGCAAAAACAAAGCCAUUCCUCGAUGCCGACCCAAAUGAACGGCCCGACUAUAUCAUCAGCGACACCAGCGAAUUCUCCGACUACGCCAAGGCUCAGCAGUUCAUGAUCCCCGUGGUCAAACCUCAGUGGGUCCACGACUCCAUCGCCGCAAAUAAGCUCGUGGCGACCAACGCCUAUUCCCCUGACGACCGGCUAAUCUUCAAAGACGUGUACGCGUGUGUUGCCGACACCGUACCGCAGGGAGACAAAGAAGUGCUUUACGGAGCCAUCGUGGCGUUUGGCGGCCAGUACAACGACAUCAUGACCCGCGCCACCACCCAUUUAAUCUCCCCUGACGCCACCAAUGAGAAAUACCUUCUUGCCGCCUCCAGCCGCGACGAUGAAGAUAUCAACAUCAAACCGGUCUCACCGCACUGGAUCAACCGCUGUGUCACCUCUCAAUCACUUGUGGAUGAAACCGACUAUUUAGUAUCCCCUACCUCUAAUGGUAUCCCUGAAGACGAACCGAUGGCUGACGUAUUUGACUUCCCCAGCAGCCACGACGCCGCUGAUACUCCCCCGUUAGCUGAUCUUGAAGGCAAACGAUUCUUUGUGAGUUCUGAUUUCAAUUUAAGCUCUCAACAGGAAGCAGCGGUGACGCGAUUGAUUCAUUACCACGGUGGGAUUGUUUCCCCUCAGUAUAAUCCAGACACGGUCGAUAUCUACUUGGGUAAGUUCCGCCUGGGAGACGACUACGAACGGGCGAAAUUGCUGCCGCGGACCAUCGUCGCCAACUUGGACUGGCUCUACCAUAUUGUCCAGCGCCACUCGUUUGUGUUGCCUCGCAAUGCCAAUAUGCUUUUCUACCCGUUCCCCAACCCUACUCUGAAACUACCGUUGGAGGGAAUGUCAAUUUCCCUUACUAAUUAUUCGGGGAACGCUCGUUUUUACUUGAUAAAGCUUAUCGAGGCUUUGGGAGCUACAUUCACCAAAAACCUCACGCGAGAUAAUGAUAUCUUGGUUUCCAGCAGUGACAGUGGUAAGAAAUACUCCACCGCUAAAUUCAAAUGGCUUUCGGGCGUCGGCGACCCGGUGGUGUCGGUGGUAAACCAUCUCUGGCUCGAGGAGUGCUAUCGUCAACAAAAGCAAGUGGUCUUUCUGGAAAAGUACACCAUUGUCGGAUCUAAUCAGUUACCUCCACCAGGGUUAGCCCGUUUGUUACCGGAACUAUUUGACGGAGUGUCAUCAACUUCAUUAUCACCGGAAAAGGAUGAAAUAGGAUCAGAGCCGGAAGCGGAGGAAUUACACCCGCCGAAAGAUACCCCCACCCAACCCCAGGCGGUCUCUGAAGCCACCCAGUUAUCGGAAACCUCGCCCGAACCCACGCCCCUGAAAUCGUCGGAUGCUGCUGACGUGGCAGUGGUGUCCCCUAAACCAAAGUCACAGGAAAAGCCACCGAAACUGUCGCCUUACAAAUCACAAACGAAACUGUCGCCACAAUCGACCCAGGCCCUGGAAGCGAUGCCUCCUCCUACGAGCAGAGGACGGUCAGCGGCUCGUAAAGCGGCGGAGAAAUUGCAUAACGAUAUGAGUGACUUGAACCAAUUUGAAGCCGCUCGUACCAGUAAACGGAAGAUGAAGGAUUACUUGGAGACCCACGGCCUUAGCCAAGAGCAAGCAGAGCAAGCCGCCGCCCAUACUAAACGUAAACGGGCCGAAACUAAUAAACUGAACGGUCACGAGGGUAGCGUUCCUGUACGCGCUAAGUGUGUGGUUACGGGGUUCAGAGAGUUUUCUCGUGCCGAACUAAGCCUGCUUCUGGAAGUGGGGAUCGUGGUUGUCGGUAAUAAGCUGGGGUCGAUUGACUUCGACGGGGUGGACACGUUAUCUGCUCCCAAAGUGAUGAGAACCGAGAAGUUCCUUCGGGGGCUUGGCCACGUUAAGCGUCUCAUUCAUCCCAGUUUUUUUGAUGAUGUCCUCAAGAGUAUGGCUUCGUAUGAGGCUAUUGACAACUACAGUUUGGAUAAGAAAGUGGGGGCCGCCGAGUUGAACUCCGAGCUCGGGGGCGACAUUGAUCCCAAACACCCCAUUGCCACCCUCAUUUCCCGUCGUCCUAGAGAUGGUGUGUUCGCUGGUACCUCGUUAAACCUUUCCCAUAACUUGAACGGUGGCGUUGACCUUAUUGCCCGAGUGCUUCAUGAUCACGGCAUGGAAGCUCACCAAGUGGCGAAGGGAGCGAGCGUCAAAAGCCCUUGCCAGUUCCGCAAAACGGGAAAUGAUCCUGACGUGGUAUACAUAUGCCAUGCCUCGAAAGACCAGAAACUUGUCAAGGCGAUCAAGGCGAAGAUCGACGCUGGCAACAACUGGGCCGUGGUCGAGUGGGAUUGGUGUGUCCAGUGCAUUUUCCACAUGCAGAUGUUGCCUCUUGACGGCUUUAGUCUAGUAUAA